GCCUCAAUCCGUUUGCUGUUAUAAAAUCAAUCCCCCCCCCUCCCCUCCGCCAAUCCACGAGAUGACCACGCUGGACGCCGGAUCCAUGUCGGUUGCGAGGCAGGUGGCCUGGAACAUCAAGUUCCUUGACCGCCCCAGCCACGUCUUCGCUGGCGUUUACAGUCGAGAUCUUCGCGUGCGAGAGAUAUUUGCGGAGCUCCACCUAGUCUUCGACUUCUCGUCGUCCACCCAAGAUUUAUCCCUCUGGCCCGAGGAGCAGGGCUCUGCCGUCCUUUCCGAGGCAUCCCCUGACGUUCUUGAUCGUAUCAUUGACGGUCCGGAGCCCGACGCCAAGCCGGCGUUCUUCGUCGUCGCGCACCACGACUCCGACGCCUGCGGCCUGCCCGGCGAAACGGACCUAGCCCUUCACCGACAAGAGGGAUGUGCAAAACUUGUCCACCCCAAACGUCAGCAGCACUCUUUCUACCUUCCUAUCAACCAAAAGUCGAAUGAUCCUGCUGUGACCGCUUUCCCUUUUCGGCGUCGCGGUAGCGUCUCUCCCAGUAAACGAUCGCGAACCGGAUCAGGCUCGACAUCCCAGAGAAGCCAGUCGGAGGCCACCGAAACCGCCCAGCAUAGCGAUGUUGUUGGGCCUGAUUUCCUGAUAGGCGCGGCUUCAUACAAGGAAGCCCGCAAGAAGCAACAUGGCUUCCGCAGCGUGGCCUUGGACUUGUCGGCCUGCUGCGCCGUAACCAAGCUCGGCAAGUCAUGGUGCCGCAAGUCAGUUGUCGGACCAGGCAUACAUGCGGCGCACAUCGUUCCCCAGCUCCAGUAUCAGUUGUUCCCUCUGGGGGACGACGAUGCGGCCGACAUUCACUACCACCAACAACAAUCAGCUUCUGUACCCGCUGAACUUUUGGUGGCCUGGGACAGAACGUGGUCCGUCGGAAACAGCAUCAUUCUCUCAGCAUCAAUCCACGAAGCUUUCGACCAGCGCCUGCUUGCCAUCCACCCGGACUCGCACAAAAUCCGCGUUUUCGCUCCCUAUGAUCUCAUCAUACCGUACCACGGCCAGAUAGCCGACUUUGGACAGAACUACCCCGACCGCGAAGCACUGCGCUGGCAUUGGAAUGUGUGUGCUAUCGAAAAUAUGAGAGCGAUAACAGAGCUGCUGCGGCCAGGCUUGGUCCUCCUUCCUUCUGGCACUGAAAUGCCGCCCUCUCGGCCCCGUCAAGCGGAAGAUGACGACGACGAGGGUAGCGACGAUAGCGAUGGCGAUGGCAUGGGCCCCCCCUCAGCUCCAGGACCCGCCAACCAUGGCGCUGUUGGUGGGCGGAAAAGAUCCAGACUUUCCGAGCUGCAAGGUGAAGGCAAAGAGGAUGACAUGCCGGAGCUGUCGCAUGGCGAGGGGCCAUCUACUCCUAGCUUUGCCGAGAGUGGGCAUGGCUGUAGCAGCACUACAAAAAGGCAGCGGACCGCGGCUUGGCUGGAUAGCCUUCCCCUGGAUUCGAAGGGUUACUAAUACUAACGGUAACGGUGGUGUGGGAGGUGGAAAGUGUAAUAGAUCGGUGCGUGGCCUUUGGCCUGUACCGCCUUGGUGGCUUGUGUGGCUGUGGCUACACGAUAUAUAGUGCCCUCGGCGACCACGAAAAGGGGUCCCAUUUGGAUCCUUCCUGCACCUUUGUUAAUAACCUCGUUCUCCCACAACGGAGUCCUUUGCCUUUAGGAUUAAACCGUAACAAAAAGCUUUAUUGUUGGUAGGAGUCUGGUACUCCUGUUGAACGGCUCGGAG
This is a messenger RNA of Gaeumannomyces tritici R3-111a-1, 1771 nucleotides long. RefSeq lists its product as hypothetical. The transcript has 2 exons. Lineage: Eukaryota; Fungi; Ascomycota; Sordariomycetes; Magnaporthales; Magnaporthaceae. Bases 62 to 1501 code for a protein of 479 amino acids. The record is from RefSeq and is a predicted model, not a curated record.